Empidonax traillii (willow flycatcher) is the source of this 1213-nucleotide messenger RNA. RefSeq lists its product as uncharacterized. The transcript is spliced from 4 exons. Lineage: Eukaryota; Metazoa; Chordata; Aves; Passeriformes; Tyrannidae. Bases 56 to 1213 code for a protein of 385 amino acids. The record is from RefSeq and is a predicted model, not a curated record.
CAGCAGCAGCAGGAACGGGGACAUCCCUCCCAGCACUGUCCUCGCUGGCUCCGGGAUGGCUGAGCUGGAAGGACACAGUGCUGGGUGUCCCCGGGGUGACAGCAGCCCUGUCCCAUGGGAGCAGGAGCAGUGCUGGGCUCCUCUCCUGGGCUCCAGCCCGGGGGACCGGAGCAGCUCCAGCUCCAUCCACACCGAGGACUUCGCUGCCAGGUUCCAGGAGGGAAUGGUGGAUCCCCUGCUGUCCGAGGAGGAGGAAGAUGAGCUCACUGGGCUUGUUCCCACUGAGGGAGCUGACCCUGGGCAGGAUGAGUCCUUGUUCCCCACAGGGAGAAGUCUGGAUGUCUGGAGACAGCUGGCGAUGGACAUCCCGAGGGACGGGUCUCCAUCCCUGAUGAGGAGGGGUAGCCUGGAGUCCCUGGGAGCCAGGAUAUCCCGGCUGAGCCAGAGCCAUGUGCUGGGGAUGGCCGGGGGGGGGCCCUGCCCAGCCCCCUCUGCCCAGCCAGCCCUGGGCCGGGGGGACUCUCCCCGUGGGGGUCCAGGCUCCAGGGAAGAGCUGUCGGCCUUUGCCCUGCCUGGGCAUCCCCUGAGGACUCCAGGGAUCUCUGCUGGCAGGAGCAGGGCCGGGGCAAGGACAGGCUCUGCCGGUUUGCCCCGGGCCAGCAGUGCCAGGACCAGGGGACAUCCCUCCAGCAAGGCCCUGGGCCAGAGGCAGCAGGAGCCACCAGCACUCCGGGGACAGAGCAGAGGGAAUGUCCCCCUGGCUGUGGAUGACACGGAGAGGGAAGGAGCGAGGGAAGGAGCAGGCGGCAGGAACAGAGCUCCCUGCUUGGAUCGCCGUGCUGAGGCAGCAGUGGGAGCACUGGGAGCACUGGGAGCCCCCGGGCGAUGUGGUGCCGGGACAGGGGUGUCCCCUGUGUUCUGGUGGCAGCGUGGGAAGCACGAAGUGGGGCUGCCCUGCAAGCGCGCAGUGGCACGGCCGGUGUCACUGCAGAGGAGCCAGGAGAGGACACGAGAGCCGGGAUCUGGUGCCAAGACUCGGAGUGGAGGGGACAGAGCCAGGUGUGCUGGGGCUCCGGGGAUGAGUCCUGCACUGAGGCUGGGGAAGAGGACGGUCCCAGAAGCCCAAGAGGGUCCUGGACCCCCAGAGGGGGUGGACACCCUCCUGGGUCUCCUCCUGCAGAGCCGGGAGUGGGGACACCGGGGAUGGGGGUGA